AUGGAAACUAUAGCAAGCUACAUUCCUUCUGUUGUUCGAAAAAUCACCGAAACCAUAAGCAACUCAAAAGAACUCGACGCUAUCACUUAUAUCGAAUUUCAAGAAAUUAACUUCAAAUCUUCUUCAAAACUGGUAGCUCUCAUAGGAUAUGAAAGAGGCUUCCAAGCCUGAGAUUUAUCCAAGCCAUCAGAACCCAAUUUAUUCCUAUCAAAGCGCAAUUUAGGUGUUUCCCAGAUCACUUGCAUCCCCAAGAAUCCUGAAGGCUUGCUUGCAAUCACCUCUCUCUAUCAUUCUAUAGAAUUUCCCAGAUCCACGAUUCAGCUUUUUUCAAUUUUACAAAAAGAAUUUAUUUUUCUCAUAAACGCAUCCUCAGAAAUCACAAAAAUCUCAUGUAACUCCCUAGUAAUUUGUGCAGCUCUUUCAACUUGUGAAAUUGAAGUUUUUGAUAGUAAAUCAUUCGAGAAAUUAUACAUGAUUUCGCCGAUUGUAAAUAGUGAAGAAAAUUCAAUAGUAAUGUCAUUAUCAAAUUUAUAUAUUGCUUAUUCUUUGAAAUCUAAAAAUGCUCCUAUUGAAGAAGGAGAAAUUAAUUUGACUGAAAAAAUCUCAAAAACUGUGAUGUCGAUUGCUGAAAAUGGUUUUACCAAAAUUAAGGCAUAUAUGGAAAACGCUGGGGUGUUAGCAGAUUCGAGGUCGCAGCAUGGGAAAAUAUGAAUAAAGCAUUUGCCAGACAACUCUGAUAUAUGUGAAAUCCAAGCUUUUUCGACAUCAGUAUCAAUGCUUAAGUUUAGUGAGUCAUCGCACUUAUUAGUGGUGUCGACAGUCUCUGGGCAGACUUUUCAUAUCUACCGAAUCAAUCCUACAAAAAAAAAUCAAAUUUCAGGUCCUGAGCUGAGAUAUUGCUUGAUUUACAAGCUUUAUAGAGGAAUGACAUCAGCAGAUAUUAAUGAUAUUUGCAUUAGUAAAAAUGAAAAAUGAAUAGUAAUUUCUUCAUCAAAAGGAACCUCACACAUAUUUUACGUCAACCCUGAGGACAUGUCUAUGAAUUUCAACCACCCAGCACAAAUGAGAAUUUACCAUGGCUCUGUAUUAGAAAAGCCAAUUUUUCCUAGGUGCCAUAUACAUCUAGUCGAAAAAAUGAGGCCUAGAAUCAGGGUUUCUUUGCAAGAAUCCGCAGUGGAACCUUGUCCGCCAGAACUCUUUACUAUAUGCCAAACAGGACAGUUCACCAGGCAUGUUAUGGAUAAUGAGCAGCAUUUAGUCUUUUCUGUAAGCCUUAAUCGGCCUAUUUCUUUUAAAGAAAUAGAGAUGGAAGUUAAUGAUGAGCGCCAAAAUAACCAUGAAGUACCAAUUGGCAUUGAGAAUAAUACAUCAAAAGAACCCAAUGGGUGGGUUCCAUUAAAGCGAUCCCCACAGUUUACAUUUUUGAAAGCAAAGAUGGCAUAUGAAGACUCACUGAAAAAGGACACUGAAUAUGAAGAAUGUGAAGAGGAAAAAUCGAUGCCAGCGUUUACAGUCCAUUAUUCAAAUUAUGUAGCAAGCCCUAAUCGGCUUGAGCAAGCAAUGAAUUCGUGCAUUUAUAACUCAAAAUCGAAAACUCCUCAAGUGACUGGCAAGAUUAUAACUAACCAUUUAAAGUUGGGAAUUAACGCCAAUGAAAAAUUCUAUGCCUAA
Messenger RNA from Blepharisma stoltei, 1671 nucleotides. The record is from the annotation of a GenBank genome assembly. NCBI's taxonomy places the organism in Eukaryota, Ciliophora, Heterotrichea, Heterotrichida, Blepharismidae.